AUGGCAGAUGAAACUCAGUUGUGCUCAAAUUGCAAACGGGAUGUCUCUACAACAAAUUUUGUCAUGCAUGAGAUGCACUGUCGACGACAUAUUGUCCUGUGUGAGCACUGUGGGGAACCUGUCCAUCGCGCUGAGCUGGAGCAACAUUUCAGUGACCUUCAUGCACAGGUCCCAUGUGAGAAGUGCCAGAAACUGUUGUCCAAGUCGGAUAUGGACAAGCAUUUGAAAGAAGACUGUUCCAAAAAGCUCAUGGGAUGUGAAUAUUGUGAGUUGUCGUUGCACAAGAAUGAGAUGGAAGCACACUUGGACUACUGUGGCAGCCGCACCGAGUGUUGCCCGCUGUGCCAGCAGUACAUCAUGCAGAAGGACAAGCUGCGGCAUGAGAGCUCUGGCUGCACAUACCCAGAGCCCAAAUCCCAGCCUGCAGAUCCAUACAGGCUAGAAGAGCUGGAGCAGAUGAUGACUAAUGCAGUACUGGGAAAUCACAAUUUCACUGGAGCCUACUUUAGACAGGGUAAAAUUCCUACCAACAAAAGGACAGAAUUAAAUGCACAGAGGGCCAAAAAUGUAUUGAUCCCAGAGAUUCCAAAUGAAAGUUUCAAUCCUGUCUCAUCUGAUGUGGAUUACGACACAAUGCUGGCAUUGCAGUUGGCUCAUGAAGAUUGGUUGUUGGAUGGAGGUAUUGAAACACAUGGUCACGAAGUAGGUGGUCUGCCAAGUUACUCAGAGGAAGGCCAUUAUGGAUUUGACAAGUUUGGGGGCAUACUUGAUGAUGGUGGUCAACUGUGGUCAGAUUUAUUGCCGCUCAACAAAUCUGAAACUUCAGACAGGAAUUCAAGAGUCGCUGCAGAGAAUGAUGAGGACAUGAGUAUACCCUGUGAGUUCUGUGAGGCUGUAGUUCCAUUGAGUGUCUACAUAGUACACAUGGAAUGCUGCCCCGCAGCACUGCAAAGAAAUGCCACAGAUCUAAACAAUGAGCAAGUCUCUGUGCCACAGAUCUCAAGCAGAUCUACAAUCCCAGUUAUAAAUAACUUACGACCCUCAGAAUACCUUCCAGAGUACCAGCAGCUUUUUGAUGUUGAUGGGGAAGUUGAGGAUUUCAUGUUACCUUGUGAAUUCUGUCAGGAAUCAUUUCCAUCAGAUGUGAUUAUACAACAUCAGAGUGUCUGUCAAGCAGACAGAGCAGUCACCUCAAGGGAAACGUCUCCAAUGAGAAAUCACAGACAAAUCAAACCGCAGCAGUCGUCUAACCAAACAUCUUUCAACCCGACCAGCAGAUCACCUCCAAGACGGAAAGUUCCUGCAGCAAGCAGUUUCCCGGGCAAGGAAGAUAGUGGUGACUUUGUCAACUGGGAUUCCACCAAUGUCAGAACUCACAGUGUCACAGAGUCCAGCAGUAACAAAUAUAGCCCAGCAUACAACAGAUUUGAUAAGGCUAUCACUCGCCCACCACGACGACCAUCAAGGCAGCCAGUGAGUGAGCCCACUACUGACAACUUAGAGGCAAAGAGAGAAAGCAGAAGUGUACAGCGGGCACGUGAAAGUUUGAACCAACUUCUGCAGGAAGACACAAGUGCUGAAACUGUAGACCAAGGAGCUGCGAGACGGAAGCCUGCAGCUUUAGGGGCCUACGACACUAACAGAGCAGAUCCCAAAGAACGAAGAACUAGAAUUGAUAGUCGGACUGUGAUAAAGCGGCUGGAAGAGAGUCGACAGAAACCAACCCAAGCAAGCUCAAGCAAGACCCCCUUGUCACAGAACGUAUUCAGCCCCGGCCGAGGUGACCAGCCAGCACUGACACAACAAACCAGACAACGAAUGGACCAUGUGUUUAGUCCAGAACUGAGGCUAAAGCCUAGUAACAGCUCUCCCCCCAAGAAACGAUGA
This is a messenger RNA of Candidula unifasciata, 1887 nucleotides long. The record is from the annotation of a GenBank genome assembly. NCBI's taxonomy places the organism in Eukaryota, Metazoa, Mollusca, Gastropoda, Stylommatophora, Geomitridae.